AUGGAUGGUGGCAGUGGCGGCAGAGCCGCUGGUAUGCUGGAUCGUACCUCUGAUUCCCCAUCCAGCGGCAGGCUUCGUCGUCGUGUGUCUCUCUCGGCGCCCAUGCCAUCAUCAUUCGACGCAAGGAGCUCCAACGACCUAGCUGUUGUUGCAUCUUCACGCGCGCGCCUUAUCUUUGAUCCGUCCUCCUCCGCCAACCACAAGCAGACGACCGGCUUCAGCUCCAACACAGUUAUUAGCAGCUCCUCAUCAGGUACCAUAGUCUCGACCACCAACACAUCUAGAUCUAGCGGCUCUAGCCUGCACUUGUACUUGUUCGACGACGAAGACGACGGUACAUAUACCCUCAACAAGGCCCGCAAAGAAACGGAGAAGAAGCGGAUGAACAACAUCAAGAGCCUGGUCCAGGAAUUCUUUGGUGCGUCGUCGUCGUCGUCGUCCGCGAAUUGCACAAUCGACAGCGGCGACAUGAGCGUCCUGGAGAGGUGGUUCACAGAGCUGGGCGUCGGCUGGGUGCUCCACAUCUCUGAUGUUGAUGCGUCUAUAGCCGUGAUACAGCCCGACCAUACUUUGGAUCCACGAAGCUGGAUCCGGGCUCUCAACGAAAUCAUGGAAACCAUUCGUCUCACCCCAUCUUUCUUUUCUGACCGUGGAUUCGAGGGCAUGCCCAGUAUUUGGGAGGAGGAUGAGGAGGAGGAGGAGGAGGAGGAAGAAGAAGAAGAAGAAGGGUUUUUUCGAAAAUCGGUAAGAAAGUUGUCGAAUUACAUUAUUAGAAGGGGGGAAAACCAAAUACAGAAAGAAGAAAAGGCAGAGGAGGCUGAGAGCUGUAUUCCGGAUCAGUUUCAGUUUGCACGUGGGGUGCCAGCACCAGCACUAUACCAGAAGAUCAGUAUCUUGCUGCGUGUGCUCGACGCUCUGUCCAAUGCCUUUUUCGAGGUCGAGGUGCUACUCCUUUCGAUGCCCUCGGAGUCGGAAGAGGUUAAAAGGAUUCGGGGCGAGAUAAUCAACCUCUUGUAUGCCAAGGACAACAAGGCGACUGAGGCCGUAUGGGGCACAAUGCAGGAGAUCUGGGCUCUGAUCAUGGAGUCCAUGGAGGAGGACGGCCAAGACUCCGUGAUGACUACGCAGGGAUCAUCGGACAUUCACAAGGUCACUCUGUCUGUAAUCCACCACAUCAGGUACCUAUGGGCUAACUACUGGUCAGUGACCUCAAUUGUGUUCAGCCUUGGUAAUAAGAAGCAUGUCACUGAGACUGGAGACACUACUAGUAAUCCUUUAGCCAGCCUGACAAUUGAGAUGGUCUCCUGUCUUGAAGAAAAACUUGCCAAAAUGUCGCAAUCCUUCACAGACCAGGGCCUCAGAUACAUGUUCUUGAUCAACAACUCAACCUACAUAUUGCAGCAACUUCAAACUACAUACGGCAACAACUUCUUACACUCAUAUUUCGCAGCCCUUGAUCGAAGAAUCGAGGGCUACAUACAGGCCUAUCUAAAACUGUGUUGGGUGCCAGUGUUGUCAUGUUUGCUCAAUCCUACACCUCAUUGCUUCGGGAAAAGCUACUCUCCAUUGCCUAAGUUUGAGUAUGAAUUUGAGAAAAUCUGUACGACCCAAAAGUUGUGGAAGGUCCCGGAUCCUGAGCUGAGAAAAAGAAUGCGCGAUGCUAUCACUAUGGAAAUCAUUCUAGGCUAUACAAGGUACAUUGAGGACAACAAAGUUUCCACCACAAAACUCACUCCCCAGAACCUGGAAGAGAUGUUGCAAGAGCUUUUUGAAGGAUGA
Miscanthus lutarioriparius is the source of this 1779-nucleotide messenger RNA. The record is from the annotation of a GenBank genome assembly. Lineage: Eukaryota; Viridiplantae; Streptophyta; Magnoliopsida; Poales; Poaceae.